ACCUCGUCAGCGUCCUCCGCCGCCUCAAGGACACCCGCCGAUCCAUCCCCGCCACGGCUGGUCUUACUUUACCUCGCGCUUCCUCGGCCCCAACGCGCGGGAUUUCCAGGCCCGCGAUUGGCCGUUUGAGAUCAUGUUUACCUACGGCGGGUCUCUUCAGCAGCUCGAGGCCGAGAACGGCAUCCUCGAGCAGCUGCCCAUUCCCGGCCGCGCCCUCGACUGCGCCACGUCCGACAUUGGUCCCAACGUCGGCCGCAUCGCGCUCUUCGAGGUCUCCACCAUGAUUGACCAGGGCGUGGCCAAGGUGAAAUUCCUCUACAACAAGGAAUCCCGCCACCAGAGCCGCAUCGGCGCCUGGAUCUCCAACUACGAGCACCUGCUCCUCGAGGCCAUCGGCCGCCUCCGGUACAGGGCCCAGGAGCUCACCUUGGCCGACGUCCCCCUGCUCAACGUCACCUACGACGGCAUCGCCAAGCUCAACAGCGACCGGCUCAUGACGCUCAACAUUGCCAGCGCGAGGGACAUUGAAAGCGUGUACCCGGCCACGGCGCUGCAGCAGGAGAUCCUCGUCGCCCAGUGCCUGUCCCCGAACGCGUACAACCUCCACGCCCUCCUCGAGCUCGCCAUCGGCAAGGACAACGCCGUGGACCCGUCCAAGAUCUGCACCGCCUGGCAGCAGACCGUGGCCAAGUACCCCGCCCUCCGCACCGUCUUCAUCGAGAGCGUGUCCGAGGACGGGCUCUUCGACGCCGUCGUGCUCCGCAAGUGCUCGCCCGAGAUGCUCUUCAUCGAGGCCGGCCCCGCCGAUAACGCCGAGCUGUCGCUCAACACCCUCCCGCCCCUGAAGCCCAGCAAGUCCGAGCCCCGCCACCGCCUGUCCCAUCGAAAAGAUUGUGUCCGACCUCAAGCGCUCCUACGCCUACAACAAGGUCUCCCCAAGAACCUGGACCUGUCCUACCCGAGGUACAUUGAGUCUCUGCGCGCGGUCGACGCCGCCGACGACCUCGAGUACUGGACCGACCGCCUCCAGACCUCCAAGCCCUGCUUGUUCCCCGCGCUGUGGUCCGGCAACAACGCCGAGGGCAAGUGGCAGACCACGACCCUGAAGCUCGGCGUGUCUGCCGCCGACCUCGAUGCCUUUUGCCACCCGGCCGCCGUCAAGCGCGCCACGGUGCUGCGCGUCGCGUGGGGUCUCCUGCUCAGGGCGUACACGGGCGAUAGAAAGGUGUGUUUCGGUUUCCGGCACUCUGGGCGCGAUUUGUCGGACGCGCGGCUCGCAGGUAUCACCGAGGCUGUGGGCGGUUUCGAGACCGAGCUCGUGUGCUCCAUGGAUCUCCCCGCGCACAAGUCCCUCGACUCGGUGAACGCGCUCGGCCUUAAGGGCAAGCACCUCUACAACACCACGCUCUCGUUCCUCGACGAGCCCAAGGGUCUGCUCAAGAGCAAGUUUAGCACCGGCCGCGCGCACGCGCAGCUGGGGUGCUCCAUGUACUUUACCAACAUGGACAAGGAUAUUUCCGUAUGCGUCAUGGUGCGCGACGGCCAGCUCCAGGUCACACUUAGCCACCGCAUCCUCACUGGCGUGCAGGGCGAGGGGAUCGCCCACGCUUUUGGCUGCGCUAUCCGUGCCGUGCUUGGGUCACCUAAUGGCUCUGUCGGCGGCAUCGAUCUCUUUAGCAGCAGGGACAUGGCGCAGCUCCCCGCCGCCAUCACUUCUGCUGUCGACGGUGGCAAGACGGUGACUCCGGCCAAGGCGGUACACGAGCUCGUCGAGGCCGUGGCCAAGGCGCGCCCCGAGGCUCCUGCGAUCGCUGCCUGGGACGGCCAGCUCAGCUACCGCCAGAUGGCCAAGCUCGUGGGCCGUCUCGCGCGGCACCUCGUCAAGCUCGGCGUCGCGCCGGGUCUGCCCGUGCCCGUCAUCCUGGGCAAGAGCCGGUGGUCCGCGGUCGCGAUCCUCGCCGUGCUCAAGGCCGGAGGGUGCUUCGUGCCGCUCGACGAGGACGACGAGAGCCUGACCCGCAAGGUGAUUCGGCAGACGUCGGCCAAGAUCGUGCUGGCCAUGGAUAUGAGGGCCAAAAGGCUCGAGGCCACGGUCGAGAGUCUCGUCGUCGUCAACGACGGCCUCUUUUCGGCUUCGCUCCUCGACGAGGAGGCGUGUCCCAAGGCCGCCCUGAGCGCCGCUUUCACUGCGCAGGGCCCCGCCCUCGACAUUGGCCCCGCGAGCAGGGUGCUGCAGCUGUCCUCGUUUGCCUCGGACACCUCGCUCUCCGAGGUGCUUACUACCCUUGUGCACGGCGGCUGCCUGUGCGUGCCGUCGGACGCGGAGCGCUCGCACGAUCUCGUCGGCGCCGUCGAGAGGCUCCAGGUCGACUGGAUGUAUAUUACCCCCGUGCUCGCGCGCCGCCUCAAGCCCGCGCAGGUGCCAUCGGUGCGGACGGUUUGCUUCCGCACCCGACACCUCGACGAGGAUACCUUUGAGCGGUGGUCGGGCCAGUCCAAGAUCCUGCUCUCGUACGGGACCUCGGACAUUUGCCCGCUAGGCAUCUCGGUGAUCGAGGCCAACUCGGCCGAGCAGCUGUCGAGUAUCGCCCCGCCCUUCAUCGGCAAGUUUUGGAUCGUCAACCCCGAGGACCACAGGCACCUGAUGCCCAUUGGCGCCGUGGGCGAGCUCGUCAUCGAGAGCCCCACGCUCGCGUACAAGCUCAUGCGGAACGCGACCCCGCUCGAGACCCUGCGCGCGCAGCAGGUGGUGAGCGACGACGGCCUGCUCAAGAUGCGCUUCUUCAAGACGGGCCAUCGCGUGCGGUACAUGAAUGACGGGACCAUGGCGCUCAUCUCCCAUAGGCGGGACGGGCUGUCGCAUGAUGGUAAUGUGAUCCCUGUGCCCGAGGUCGAGCAGCACCUCCGCCGGUGUCUCGGUAUUGAUGUUGAAGUUGUCGUCGACACCGUCGUGACGGCCGACGGCGCGCGCGUGCUCGCGGCUUUUAUCGAGCUCGGCGAGCACUUUGACGGCACCGAGGACCUGGCCGCGCUGUCUGGCACGAGCCGGGAGCGCGCCUUUAUGGCUAAGCGCCUCAUCGAGUCGUACAUGAACACCACCUUGCCCUCGUACAUGAUGCCCCCGCCAUCGUCCCCGUGCGCACCUUUCCCAUCACGCCCUCGCUCAAGAUUCACCGCCGCAAGCUCCAAAAGAUGCAACCCCGAGGGGAUCCAGACUGUUCAGAUCAAGCCUCUGCCGCUGACGCAGGUCGAGGAGCGCGUCCGCGCCAUCUGGGCUCAGCUCUUGCACAUCAACCCGGAGAGCAUCUCGGCGGCGCAGAGCUUCCUGCGGCUCGGCGGCGACGCUCACCUCGCCGCGCGGCUCGUCGUCGCGUGCCGCGAGCAAGGGCUCUCGAUCCGCCUGAGCGACGUGCUGCGCAACGCUUCUCUUACUGAUCUGUGCCAGACCAGCACGCUCUCCGAAGACCCUUCUGCCGGCAUGUACGUACCCGACGCCGACUUCUCCAUGUCGCCCGACCUCGUGGCGGCGCUGCAGCACAUUCGGCUGAGCGUGGCGCCGUGCGCCGGCAUCGAGGAGUCCCGCAUCGUGGACGUCGCGUUGGCGACCUGUACCCAGAUCCGGGCGCUCGAGUCGAACCUCCGCGGCGCGCGCGCGGGUAUUAACCACGUGGUGCUCAACUUUUCGGGGUUCGUCGACUAUAAAAAGAUUGAGUCGGCUUGCGCGGAACUCGUGCGGGCUCACCCUAUCCUCCGGACUUGCUUCGUCGCUCACGAUCGCCGCGUGUACCAGGUCGUCACGACCGUGAACAAGGAGCGUCUUGUGCUCAAGGUGAAUUGCCCUGGUCGCCGGCUUCAGUCCGCGAUUGAAAAGAUUACCAAGAAGGACGAGGCCUAUCCCGUUUCUCUUUCGACGCUCGUGACCAAGUUUACGUUUGUCGACGCGGGUAAGCACUCGGCUCUCUUGAUUCGGCUCUCUACCGCGCAGUACGAUGAAGCUUCUCUGCCGCUUCUCCUGCACGAUCUCAAGCGCAUCUACUCGAGCUCGCAGACCACGACGCUGCGGAGGCCCUCGUUUGCCGAUUUUGCGCGCCAGGCUAGGGCGGCCCGGUCGCAGGCGGCCAUUGACCACUGGACGACGCUCCUGCAGGGAGCGCACAUGACGCAGGUGAUUGCGCAUUCCAAGCCCCAAAAGGCGUCCAUGACCCCGCGCACCGUGACCAGGGCGGUGGCCAUCCCGUCGGCCGCCAUCGCGGAACUAGGCAUCACCUUUGACACCGUGCUCAAGAGCGCGUGGGCUAUUGUCCUCGCCACGCUCGCAGGCACCUCAGACGUGACCUUUGGCGAGGUCAUUGACGGGCGCCACGUACGCAUGCCCGAGGCCAACGGCGUCGCCGGCGUCCUCGGCCCGCUGGACAACAUCAUCCCCGUGCGCGUGCGCUUCCCCGACGCGCCCUCGACGCCCCUCGACCUCCUCCGGUGCGUGCACGAGCAGCGCCUCGCGUCCAUCCCGUACGAGAACACGGGCAUGUACGACAUUGUGGAAAAGUGCACGUCCUGGCCGUACUGGUCCCGCUUCAGCACGGUAGUGCAGCACCGGUACCGCGACGGCCUGGGCGAGGCGCAGCGGUUCAACAUUGGCGGCGCCACGUGCAGCGUCGCGGUGGCCGAGUCGCCGUACCGAGACCUGCACGACCUCUUGCACCGCGUGCCCGUGUCCUUUGUCGAGCUCGCCAUGGCCAUGCUCGCGUCCGCCAUCGAGUCCCUCACCUCCCUCGCCGCCAUGUCCGAGCCCUCCGUCCCCAGCGGCGUCCACCUCUACAACACCGCCCGCCAGGUGCCCCUCCCCCAGCUCGACUUCGACCCGGCCCCGACGCCCCAGAGCCACCUCCUGUCCCCGUCGGACCUGCUCCUCCUGCAAACCACCAUCGCCACCGCCUGGAACGACCUGCUCGACCCGGCCGGCCACGGCGUGCCCGAGCCCCACCUCCCCACCGCCUCCUUCUACGACCUCUGGGGCAGCCUCGUGCCCGCCCACCUCCUCGCCGCGCGCCUAACCGCCGACCUCGCCAACCUCGAUCUCUCGGUCGAGGACCUCUGCAUCACCACCGACGAGGUCGUCGAUAACCCGUCCCAGCUCAAGCAGCUCGAGCUCCUCGCUCGCAAGAUUCGCGACGCCCAGAGCCGCGGCCACAGGAAUCCCGCUGCCCUCCUGCGCGGUAUCCGCCGCCUCUCCAUCCAUACUCGCUCUGGCGCGUCCGCGUCGUCGCCUUCGACGACCAACUUUGCCGCUUCGGGCUCCUGUUCCCACCUCGCUGUGGUGACGUCGGCCCGGUCCGGUGGCAACGCCUUUGUCUCUCCCAUUGGCGAGGAAGCUGAAAUGAUGCAUUACUCGGCCAGACCCACCGCCAUCACUACCACCGUCGUCGCGGACCACGAGUCCACCGACUCCGUGAGCCCUCUGAGCCCCCUCGGGCCUCUACCGCCUUUCAUGCUAUCACGCGCCGAGGGACUCUCCAGCGCCGGAAGCUCGCCUUCGACGCCCCAUGCGCAAAGCAAGGGCAUCAUGAGGAAGGCCAGCAGGGCGCUCGAGAGGAUGUCUAGGCUGGGAAGCAUCCACUACGGUGCGCCGGUUGUUCCCUCCUCGGCAUAA
Molecule: messenger RNA, 5650 nt
Organism: Parascedosporium putredinis
Lineage: Eukaryota; Fungi; Ascomycota; Sordariomycetes; Microascales; Microascaceae
Source: the annotation of a GenBank genome assembly